This is a messenger RNA of Dothidotthia symphoricarpi CBS 119687, 1491 nucleotides long. RefSeq lists its product as uncharacterized. The coding region runs from base 217 to 1488 and encodes 423 amino acids. The transcript has 2 exons. The record is from RefSeq and is a predicted model, not a curated record. NCBI's taxonomy places the organism in Eukaryota, Fungi, Ascomycota, Dothideomycetes, Pleosporales, Dothidotthiaceae.
AACAAAGCAACAACCUCGUCUCCACCUCCACAGCCGACCAGACCUGUGCGGGAUGCUCGUACCAGGUGUCUGCAGCUCCCCAGGCAAUCACAUCAUCAAUUGAACUCUCACCCAGGCCGCUCCUUCCAAUCCUGACGCUCUUCCCCACCCGGCCGCUGCUUCACGUGUUGUUGUCAGCUCCUGACAUCGCGAGCUGAGGCUGAACCACCACCCACCAUGGCCAAGGGAGAAAUCAUCACCAUCGGCAGCGCUGCCGCUGCGAUCGGCGGCGCCUACAAACUCGGACAAUUCUUAAUGAAAGCGAAGCACCUCAAGGAUGUUGGUCCCUCGAAUGCUGUUUACGUGCGCCUGAUCGGGCGCGUGCGCUCCGACCUCGACGAAGUGCGACGCCUGCUCUCUGUGCGCGAGGUCCACGACGCGCUCGAGUCCAACAUGGACAAGUCCAAGUGGGUGUACGGCUGCAUGCGCGAUGUGCGCGGCGCCCUGGAAAACAUCUCGCCGCACACGGAGCGCGUCGCCUCGGACAUUGACGACGGCCGCCGCGUUGGAGUCCGCCACCGCGUCUACUGGCUCCUCAGCGAAAAGGAGAAGCUGGAAAACCGGGAGAAAGAGCUGUUCGUUGCGCACACGAGUCUGUGCGAAGUCAUCGGUUACCUGGCCGGACUGGAGCCCGUCAAGGGCGCGCACAAGCCCGAGAAGGAGGAGAAGAAGGAGAAGAAAGAGAAACACGUCGACGUCGACGUCGAAGUCAAGCGCGACGCGCCCCAUACCGUUACCGAGCGCAUUGUCGACAGGGAAGUCUGGAUCGAGCGGGAUGCUCCACCCAGGCGUGCUGAGGAGCGCGACAUGCACAUGGAGCGCAACCACCAAGGCCCUCCUCGCUAUGACGAACGCGACGUCCAUCACGAUGAGCGUGGCCCCCGCUACCACGAUGAGCGUGGCCCCCGCUACCACGAGGAGCGUGGCCCCCGCUACCACGAGGAGCGUGACGUCCACAUCCAUCGUGGCGGCGAUCCCCGUUAUGAGGAGCGUGACAUCCAUAUCCGCCGUGAUGUCGAGCCCCGCUACGACGCCCAGUACGACGACCGCUACGAGCACCACGAACAGCACGAGCACCGCGCCCCCCACCCCGAGGAGAGGCAGCCCCAUGGUCGUGCGCCCUUCCCGCAACCUCUGGGUCGCCAUUCCGAGACUUUUGAGGACCGUGUCCCCGAGCGCGACACGUGGAUGCAGAACCGCCCGCAGUACGCAGAGUACGGCGCCCCGCAACCCAUCGGUGCCGCGCAGUUCCAUCGUAGGUUCCAUGGCGAUCCUGGGUUUGGCGACGAAGCGAUUAUUAAUCCGCAAGUAGUCCCGCCGAACCCGGACUACGCACAGCGCGAGAUGUGGAUUGAGGAGAAGGAGGAUUAUCGCUUUGAUCAGUAUGGAAAUCGUUUGCCGGAUCGCUUGUUUCAGCCAAUCUCUAGGCCGAAUCGUACUCGUUUGUAGAUG